Messenger RNA from Fragaria vesca subsp. vesca, 1335 nucleotides. RefSeq names its product COBRA-like protein 4-like. Gene Ontology annotation, cellular component: plasma membrane. Gene Ontology annotation, biological process: cellulose microfibril organization; plant-type cell wall cellulose biosynthetic process. The transcript is spliced from 6 exons. NCBI's taxonomy places the organism in Eukaryota, Viridiplantae, Streptophyta, Magnoliopsida, Rosales, Rosaceae. Bases 1 to 1335 code for a protein of 444 amino acids. The record is from RefSeq and is a predicted model, not a curated record.
AUGGGGAUUACCAAGUCUAAAAGAAGCACAUUAUUUGCAUCUAUCAUGAUUUUGGCAAUAUUUUCUUCUGCAGUGGCUUAUGAUCCCUUUGAUCCCAAUGGAAGCAUCAAUAUCAAGUGGGAUGUUUUGUCUUGGACCCCUGAUGGCUAUGUGGCAGCAGUGUCAAUAAGCAACAACCAAAUGUACCGGCACAUCACAAGCCCCGGAUGGAGCUUAGGAUGGACAUGGGCAAAGAAGGAAGUGAUCUGGUCCAUGGUGGGAGCUAAAGUCGCCGAUCAAGGGGACUGUUCGAAAUUCAAAGGGAACACCCCACUUUGUUGUGAGAAAACUCCAACAGUUAUUGACUUACUUCCCGGAGUUCCUUACAACCAACAGUUCACCAAUUGCUGCAAGGGUGGUGUUUUGACAUCAUUGGGACAAGACCCUUCUAGUGCAGUCUCAGCAUUUCAGAUGAGUGUUGGCCUUGCAGGCACUUCAAAUAAAACCGUAAGGCCUCCGAAGAAAUUCUUUUUGCUUGGUCCUGGAUCAGGCUAUACUUGUAGUGCCGCCAACAUUGUGCCAUCCUCGGUUACCUUGUCAUCUGACCACCGGAGUAAAACUAGAGCAAUGAUGACAUGGAGUUUGACAUGCACUUACUCACAAUUGAUUGCCUCUAAGAACCCGACCUGUUGUGUGUCCAUGUCUUCCUUCUACAGCCCCUUGAUCACUCCAUGUCCAUCUUGUGCUUGUGGUUGUAAGGAUGCAAAUAAAUGCGUGAAUGACCUUAGGGAUUCAAGUCUGCUACAAUCGAAAACCUCAGCCAAGGAAAAUGCACCACAACUGUUACAAUGCACAGAACACAAGUGCCCGAUCCGAGUUCAUUGGCAUGUGAAAGCUAGCUACAGAGAGUAUUGGCGUGUGAGAAUUACCAUCACCAACUUUAACUUCCUCAUGAAUUACACACAAUGGACACUAGUUGCUCAGCACCCAAAUCUCAACAAACUAGCUAAUAUUUCUAGCUUUCUUUAUAAACCACUUAUCCAAUACAACCCCACAAAUGACACUGGUAUGUUUUAUGGCAUAAAAACUGUGAAUGACCUAAUAAGGGAAGCUGGGCCUAAAGGAUAUAUCUAUACAGAGUUGAUUCUUAAGAAGGACAAGAACACAUUCACAUUGGAUCAAGGCUGGGCAUUUCCUCUCAGGGUUUACUUCAAUGGUGAUGAGUGCUUGAUGCCCCUUCCUGAUCUAUACCCAUAUCUACCCAACUCUGCUUUUCAUAAUUCAUAUCCAAUUUUUACAUUAUCUUCUACAAUAUUGGCUACCCUUUUGGUUUUCGUAUUGCUAGUCUUACUGUAA